Molecule: messenger RNA, 1400 nt
Organism: Rhipicephalus microplus (southern cattle tick)
Lineage: Eukaryota; Metazoa; Arthropoda; Arachnida; Ixodida; Ixodidae
Product: carbonyl reductase [NADPH] 1
Molecular function (GO): carbonyl reductase (NADPH) activity
Source: RefSeq, a predicted model, not a curated record
CGCGAAGGACGCGUGCCACUCCCCCUGCGAAGCGGACAGCAGACGCGCAGCGAGCGGCUCAGUUCCAUUUGUUGGGUGUCCCGUUUGUGGUUGCUGGGUCUUCUUGAACGAAAUCGCCGUGUCAUGUCGUCUCCUCGGGUCGCAGUGGUAACAGGAAGCAACAAGGGCAUAGGGUUCUGCAUAGUGAAGUUCCUGUGUCAACAGUUUGACGGAGAUGUCUUCCUUACAGCCCGGGACGAGAAGCGUGGCAAAGAAGCCGUGGCAGAACUUAACAAGCAUCUGCUGCGUCCCAAGUUUCACCAGCUCGACAUCGACGACAUCGAAAGCAUCCGCAGAUUUCGCGACUUCCUCAAGAGUGAGUAUGGAGGCCUGGACGUGCUCGUGAACAACGCCGGCAUCGCUUACAAGCAAAAUUCUACAGCGCCGGUUGCAGAACAAGCAAAGGUUACCGUGAAUACCAAUUUCUUUGGGACUCUCAAUGUCUGCAAGGAGCUCUUUCCUUUGCUACGCCCACAUGCGAGGGUGGUUAAUGUGAGUAGCAUGUGCGGCAUGCUUCAGAGAAUUCCCGGAGAAGAACUCAAGAAGAAGCUAAGCAACCCUGAUAUUACUGUGGACCAGCUCUGCGACCUCAUGAAUGACUACGUGCAGGCCGCCAAGGAUGGAACGAAUGUCGAGAAAGGAUGGGGGCAGUCUUCCUACAACGUGUCCAAGGUCGGAGUCACUGUGCUGACCUUCAUCCAGCAGCGUGAUUUCAACGCGGACCCCCGUGAGGACCUAGUUGUGAAUGCCGUGCAUCCAGGGUACGUGAACACUGACAUGUCGAGUCACAAGGGGCCCUUAACACCUGAACAAGGUGCCGAUGCCGCAACCUACUUGGCUCUCCUGCCUCCGAACAUCGAGUCACCCAAAGGAGAGUUUGUCUGGCACGAUCGCGCAAUUACUCCGUGGGACAAGUAAACCGAAAAGCCGUCGGAGCACUGCUAUGUCCAUGGGCACUGCCCCGUUUUUUUCAUUUGUAUAACUGCGCGAUUUCUGCAUUCUCACGCCUGUUUCCAACUCUUCUGAAAAAGAAGGCAAAUAUAGCAAGUGCAUGCACAUAUUAUUGAUACGGGCAACAAAGGUAAAUACCGACGUGUAAUAAUUCAUAGGAAAUAAAAUUUUAUUUGAGCCUUGUGUUGUUGAUGCUACACAGCCAAAGUUGUAGGCUUCAUUUAAUGAAGGAGAGAGUCGCGACGUUUACGUUAGCUGUGUCAUUACUAUCUUCCAAGGAAACUAAGAUGAUUGCAUUUUUCUAUAUAAGGUCGUCACGUUACAUCGUAGUCUAGAUUAAAUGCGUGCCGAAAUGAAGCUGCACGGCGCAGUUUGACGUAUUGGACAAAAAAUGAAGCCGAUUUACAGGA